AUGGGGAGUGCCGGGUUUGCAAUGGCUGUCGCUAUCCGGGCGAUCGCAGAGGUAGUCAUCAACACGUCUCACCAUCAUCAAUCACUGACUUCAAACCAAACAUUUACUGGCUACCGGGCGCCUCUCGCCCUGCUUCCGAACAUCCUGGCGCUGCCUUCUCGUCUACGUGCAGGAUUCUUCAUAAUCCUCUUCUUUAUCGUCACGUCCGCCAUUCUGGCUUCCACUCGCUUUGGAUCUCGACUUGCGUCGCUCUUCACGCAAAUUCGACCUGCGGCAGCCUUCUCCGCCUUCACGAGACCAGUUACUACCAGUACGAUGGCACCGAAGGUCUAUCAGAAGCCUCCUCAGGCUCCACCUAGCUUCAUAGCUACCACAGCCUCCUUAGUAGAGGAUGCGAAAGCUAUCUGUGGUAUGUUUACUGGGAGGCGCCCAUUCUGA
Molecule: messenger RNA, 438 nt
Organism: Hyaloscypha bicolor E
Lineage: Eukaryota; Fungi; Ascomycota; Leotiomycetes; Helotiales; Hyaloscyphaceae
Exons: 2
Coding region: 1-438 (145 amino acids)
Source: RefSeq, a predicted model, not a curated record